CUGAUGGAGAGGCCCUCAGAAGCUCCCCACAGUGGGGGCAGCCCCUGGAAGGGGGUCCUGAUCACAGCUUCCAUCCUCAGCUGCUGGAUCCAGGUGAUGUCUGCUCAAGGUGAUCCUGUCACUGUUGUGCCAAGGCCUCCUUAUGGCACAGUGGGCAGCAGUGUCACCUUAACCAUCCAGGGGCUCUCAGAGCAAGCUCUCAGCUAUUCUUGGUACAGAAAGUCAUUAGACUCUUCCAACCUCAUCGCCGUCUACAGUGUCUCUUCUGGAGUGCAGACACCAGCAGACAUCCGGGAGAAGGUGCUCCCCAAUGGCUCCCUGCUCCUCCCUGACCUCACCCUCAGUGACACUGAUGACUACAUUGUAGAAAUUGUUGAUCUUGGAGGCAAAAUAUCUGCAGUAGCACGAGGACAUUUAGUAGUGUAUGAAAAACUGGCCAAACCUAACAUCAAUGCCAACAGUACCAAUGUCAUAGAGAAUGACACUGUGGUCUUCACAUGUAGCACAAAAAAUGAGGGGAUCAACAUUCUUUGGUUCUUCAAUAACCAGCCGCUGUCACUAAAUGAGAGGAGGAAUAUGUCUCAUAACAACCAGACCUUCACCAUCAAGAAUGUGAAGAGGGAAGACACUGGGUCCUAUCAAUGUGAAGUCUCAAAUCCAUUAAAUUCCAAUAGAAGUGACCCCCUCACCCUGACUGUGAACUAUGGACCAGACCAUAUCAUUUGUCUCCCAAACCCUGAAAGUGGGGAGAUAGAGGUCAAAUUCAAAGACCAACUGACUUUAGUGUGUCAAGUUCAGUCUUACCCACCUGCCAAGUAUGACUAGAAAGUCAAUGACACAGUGAACUUUGACUUCUCUGGUAACACCUACAUCAUCAAAAACGCAUCUUGGGAAGAUUCAGGAAAGUAUACCUGCUUGACAAAGAAUGAUGUGACCAAUUUAUCAAUCUCUAAGGAUGCCCCAAUCAAGAUGGUUGAUAUGUCACCAGGAAAAGGUAAUGGCUCCUUGCUCUCUAGAGGUAUCAUUGCUGGUAUUGUGUUUGGAAUUCUAGCUGGAAAGGGUCUCAUCGGGGCCCUCAUCUAUUUCCUGUUCUUCAGAACAACUAAAAGAUUCUUCUGCAGCUUUUCUAUUCUCUUCAUCAAGGCAGAUGCAGAGAUGAGUGGAGGUGAGAACUCCAACUUGUAUGAGAACCCUUCUUGGACAAAAGGCUCAGCUCCAUCUGCACAGGACCUGGCCUCCUGCACUGCUUUUGAUGGAGUCCCAUCCGACAGUGCCUAUCAGGAAUCUUUGGCUCUAGACAACAUGAUUUCAAGGAUGGACCAGGAUAUCUGGGUCCACCAGAGGCAGGAGAAGCUGAUGUCAGUGGAAACCCCUACAAUGAAUGAAGAAAGCCAGUCCCAGAAGGCCAAUGACAGCUUCAGGGAGCAUGACUGCACAUGGCAGAAAGUGACUACUGUAUUUGACCACAUUCUUUCCACUGUCAAAUGA
Messenger RNA from Dromiciops gliroides (monito del monte), 1488 nucleotides. Its product is annotated as carcinoembryonic antigen-related cell adhesion molecule 6-like. The record is from RefSeq and is a predicted model, not a curated record. The transcript is spliced from 10 exons. Lineage: Eukaryota; Metazoa; Chordata; Mammalia; Microbiotheria; Microbiotheriidae.